This is a messenger RNA of Alternaria burnsii, 171 nucleotides long. RefSeq lists its product as uncharacterized. Bases 1 to 171 code for a protein of 56 amino acids. Lineage: Eukaryota; Fungi; Ascomycota; Dothideomycetes; Pleosporales; Pleosporaceae. The record is from RefSeq and is a predicted model, not a curated record. The transcript has a single exon.
AUGCCACAAUCUCUUGUUCAGGAAGGGAAAUACGGGGAUCCCCCGCGAACCGUAUGUGAACUAGCUGCUUGGUUCGAUGGAAAGACAAAGGGAAGGUUAAAACCAGAGGUUUUGACAUGGGAUGGGAAGAUUGCAAAAGUACCCAUGAACGAGUCGGGUGACAUCUGGUAG